Molecule: messenger RNA, 321 nt
Organism: Lathyrus sativus (Indian pea)
Lineage: Eukaryota; Viridiplantae; Streptophyta; Magnoliopsida; Fabales; Fabaceae
Source: the annotation of a GenBank genome assembly
AUGAUGAAGGGGUUGUGGACUUCUAAAUGUGGCCAAGUGAUAACAGUGUGCGUUAAGGAGAGUGAAUUGAAGAUGUUCAACAAAGGUUUUUUGUGUUUAGAAAAAGUUAUUUUUCAGUUUUUUCUCCUCUUUUUUCUCUGUUAUGGUAUCUUUUCUCCCACCCCUCAAUUCCCUUCCUCCGUCCUUUUUCUAUCAAUUGAAAACUUAUUAACUAAGUUUCAAUUUGUCUGUUGUUGUGGUGAUAUGUCCCCUCAACGUGCUGCAGAUGGUUGUACAAUUUUGAGCAGUUUUGAAGCAUUGAUACAGGUUCUCCUUCUUUGA